GGUCCGGACGCUGAUUGGCCGCGGCGCUGUCGGCGGCGGCUCCGCUGUUGCUGAGGGGAAGCGCGAGGGGCCCGGCCGGGGCGAGAGGAGGCCAGGAGCGGACCACGGCUCCCUAAGUCCACACCCAGCCUGGGGGGAAGAUGAAACAGGCAAGGAAGGCUGCCAGUGCUGCCUCUUCCUCCUCCUCCUCUUCCUCCUCCUCUUCAAGCAGCAGCAGCAGCCGUUCCCCACCCUCCACCAGGGCCAAAGCUCAGAAACGCAAGACAGCCAUUGAGGAGGGGCCCAGACCCAAAGAGGGAGCAGGGGAGGAGGCUACCGAUCAACCCCAAGCCUUUGUGGGCGCCCGGCGCAUGCAAGUCCAGAUGGACCCCAGCCUGCGGGAACUGGCGGGAGCUCAUGAUGACCCUUACAAACUGCCCGAGGGCGAGGGGGACCAGGGGGCUGAGACCUGUGGGGCGGAAGCCUCGCUGAACCGCAAGACGGCCACUUUUAAAUCCCGGGCACCGUGCAGAAAGUACCCCGGUGGGGAAGAAUCAAACGGGAGCGAGGGCCCGGCGCUGCCCCCUGAGGACGAACCUCGGCGCUGCCCCUCCUCUAGUACUGACACAGCGAGCGAGCACUCCGCGGACGAAAACGACAAGGGGGUGAGGGACACGUGGGGGACACCGCCGAGCGAAUACGAUCUGCGGCAGCUGCGCUCGCAGCGGGUGCUGGCGCAACGCGAAGGACUCUUUCAGCCAGCCAUAGUGAAGCAGAUCCGCCAAGGGCAGGGCUUGGGCGUGCAGUUUGUCGGGGACCGUGUCACGGCGUACUACGAAGGGGCACUGGGCUUCGGUGCUGUGGAUGUGGUCCUGGAUGCCACGCCUCCGACGGGCGCCUUGACCGUGGGGACGCCGGUCUGCGCGUGCGUGGACCCCGAGGAAACGGCUUAUCGGGAAGGCACUGUGGUGGAGGUGAGCACCAAGCCCGCUUCCUACAAAGUCCGGUUUGCUCGCCCCGUGGUUCUCCCCGGCACUGCUGCUCGUAAAGAUUCCGCCUGGGUGCCACGCUCCGCCCUGCGCCUCCUGCGUCCACCCUGGAGCUGCGAAGCUCCUCCCGAAGACAGCAAGCCACCCGAAAAGCCACCGCCUUUGCCGGAACAGGAGGAGGUUGCUUUGGCCCUCCCGUGCCCGGAGCCGAAGCAACCGGAAGAUGCCGAGGUCUCCAAAAUCAGUGCUGGUGUGCGGACAGAAGAGAAAUCCGUGGUGGUGCCGCCCCAGAUCCUCUCUCCGCCCAAGUCGCCGGCCUUCCCCCGUCUUCCUGAGCAGCCGUCCCCUCUGCUCACCCCGGAAGCGAGCGGGAGCCGCAGCAGCAGCGUCAUGUCGGUGGACAAAUGCAGCACGCCGGGUUCCUCCCGCUCCCGCACGCCCCUGACGGCUGCCCAGCAGAAGUACAAGAAAGGGGACGUGGUGUGCACCCCCAACGGCAUCCGCAAGAAGUUCAACGGCAAGCAGUGGCGGCGGCUCUGCUCCCGGGAGGGCUGCAUGAAGGAGUCCCAGCGGCGGGGCUAUUGCUCCCGUCACCUCUCCAUGCGCACCAAGGAGAUGGAAAGCCUCUCCGAGGGCCGGGCCAGCGGGCUGCGGGAGGGCAGCGCCGAGUUCGACUGGGACGAGACCUCGCGGGACAGUGAGGCCAGCAGCGUGCGGGGGGAUUCCCGCCCUCGCCUGGUGGCCCCCGCGGACCUGUCGCGCUUCGAGUUCGACGAGUGCGAAGCGGCCGUCAUGCUGGUGUCCCUGGGCAGCUCUCGCUCUGGCACGCCCUCCUUCUCUCCUGUCUCCAACCAGUCGCCCUUCUCGCCCGCUCCGUCCCCCUCGCCGUCCCCGCUCUUUGGUUUCCGUCCGGCCAACUUCAGCCCCAUCAACGCCUCGCCGGUCAUCCAGCGGGCUGCUGCGCGCAGCCGUCACGUGAGCGCCAGCACCCCCAAGGGUGUGGGGGGCGCCGUGCUGAGCCCCGAGAUGUUGCAUCACGCUGCCCCCCGGGAGCGCCACCACUCGGGCAUCACCUUCCAGACCAACCUCACCUUCACGGUGCCAAUGAGCCCCAGCAAACGGAAAGCCGACUCCCACCACAGCAGCACGGGCUCGGCAGCCGACUUCCACAAGAACGACAGCCUGGACUCCGGGGUCGAAUCCGUCUCGCACACGCCGACCCCCUCUACGCCCGCUGGCUUCCGGGCCGUGUCGCCCGCGGGAGCCGGGCCCUUUUCCUCGCGCUCCCAGCAGGCCUCUCCGCUCCUGCUGGUGCCCCCGCCAACCGGGCUGACCUCUGACCCCAGCCCUACCGUGCGCCGGGUGCCCGCUGUGCAGAGGGACUCUCCUGUCAUCGUACGCAACCCAGACGUGCCGCUGCCCUCCAAGUUCACCGAGAAACCCCUGGAGGGGCGGGUAGGCAGCCCGCGGAUGGGGAAAGCCGGCUCCAAGGACCAUCCCUUAUCGGGCAAAGGGCAGCUCCAGGUGCCGGUGCCCAUUAACGUAGGCCGGACUCUGCCUUCCAGCCAGCCCAGCGUGGUCUCUGCCCCAGAGCAGGCCCCACCCGUUUUCAGUGUCUCCUCUCCCUUUCAGCCAGUCGCCUUCCAUCCCUCUCCAGCGGCCCUCCUGCCUGUCAUCGUCCCGGGCGAGUACACCAGCCAUCCUGCUCCCAAGAAGGAGAUUAUCAUGGGAAGGCCUGGCACAGUGUGGACAAAUGUGGAGCCGCGGUCUGUGGCAGUAUUCCCAUGGCAUUCCCUAGUGCCCUUUCUGGCUCCCAGCCAGCCGGAUUCCUCAGUGCAGCCCAGUGAAGGCCAACAGCCUGUCAGUCAUCCCUCCACAUCCAAUCAGAACAAAGAACCUCCGGAAUCAGCUGCUGUGGCCCAUGAGCUCCCUGGAGUGUCUUCAGGGGCAGAGACAGGGCGGCCAAACACCUUGCACCCUGACAGCCCACUUCCAGUUCCCCAGCCAUCAGCAGUGACUCCAGGAGCAGGUGGGGGUCCAUCCCAGCACGACGAUGAUGUCUCAGGACACCCACGCCUGGACAGCGAGACAGAGAGUGACCAUGACGAUGCGUUCCUGUCUGUUGUUCCCUCUGAGAUCCAACUCCCACUGCCGCCUGGCAAACGUCGUACCCAGUCGUUGAGUGCCCUGCCCAAAGAGCGAGAUUCUUCCUCCGAGAAGGAUGGCCGCAGUCCAAACAAGAGAGAAAAGGAUCACAUUCGGCGGCCUAUGAAUGCUUUCAUGAUCUUCAGCAAGCGGCACCGGGCCCUGGUGCACCAACGGCACCCCAACCAAGACAACCGUACCGUCAGCAAGAUCCUGGGCGAGUGGUGGUACGCACUAGGGCCCAAGGAGAAACAGAAGUACCACGACUUGGCCUUCCAGGUGAAGGAAGCCCAUUUCAAAGCACACCCUGACUGGAAAUGGUGUAACAAAGAUCGGAAGAAGUCAAGCUCAGAUGUGAAGCCCUCUGGGCCAGGAGUAUGUGCCAAGGAGACACGAGAGCGCAGCAUGUCGGAGACUGGCACUGCUGCUGUGCCAGGAGGCCCUUCUGAGAUGCAGGUGCUACUGGGGCCAGAGGGCAAAGCAGGUGUCGUAGGAUCUGGCCAUGGCCAUGGGGAACGCAUCUUGGCUGCAGCAGGGCCCGGUGCACAGCGCCCACGGGCCUUCUCCCACAGUGGAGUGCAUGGGCUGGAGAGCGACCGUGACAGCCAGGUGCUACAAGAGCUCACCCAGAUGUGCUCCGGACAGUCUGCGUACGUCAGCGGCAAGGGGCAGUAUGGGGGGCUGGGCCCCUCAGGGUCCCCGUUUGCAACUCCUGGGGAGGGCCCUCGCCACUCCCUGCACCCGCAUUCCUCCCGUGCCUCCCGGUCUCAGCGCACAACCAGCGAGGACAUGACCAGUGACGAAGAACGUAUGGUUAUCUGCGAAGAAGAGGGUGACGACGAUGUCAUUGCCGAAGAUGGGUUCAACCCAGCUGACGUCGACCUGAAAUGCAAGGAGCGAGUGACGGACAGUGACAGCGAGGGGUCCUUGGGGGAUGACUCUGAGGGCAAGGGCUAUGGGCGGAAGCUCUUCUCCCCAGUGAUCCGCACAGCAGUGCUGCCCCCUUCCUCUGGUGCCUUUGCCCCCUGCCGUCCGCCACCCACCCUGGAUUUAGAGCCGCCGCCGCCGCCGCCACCACCUCACGGCCAUGACCAGCAGCCCCCUUCCAAAUCUUACGGCUCCUUCCAGAUGGCACCCAGCACCUUCAAGGCCCAAGACUCCCGCGGAGGGUUACGUCCACACAACACCCCAGCCAAGCGCCUGGAGCCGCGCUUCGACUCGGCUCCGGCCCCCUACAGGCGGAAACGGGCAGACAGUGCAGGAGGCUCCCAGGCGGUUGGGGAGUCUGGAGCAGCCCCCCUCACUGCUCCCCCUAUGCACUCCGUCAUCUCUCCGCCCGGCGGGAUGGUGCAGGCUGUGGUGCUGCCUGAUCCCGUCCGCUUGUCCUCUGGCACGGUGCUGGUGACGGCCCCAUCCAUGAGCGCUCCAAAUGUGGGGGUGAUUGGUUACAGCGGGGCACCCAGCCUGGUCCGCACGGCCUCCACCGUCGUCACGAACGUGGUCAAGCCAGUCAGCAGCACUCCUGUACCCAUUGCCAGCAAGCCCUUCCUGCGUGGAUCAGGGGAAGGGCUACCGCUGCUCAGCCCCCCGCCCUCGGAGGGGAACCCUAAACCUGAUGGGAUCUCCGUGGGGCGCAUUGGUCUUCUCUAUGCCGAUAAGAAGACUCCGCAGUCUUCUGUGAUGCCCGGGAUUCAAGCCGCAUCUCCUCAUCUAGUCGCCGGGCCGCUCAUCGGGCAGGGCUUGGCUGCUGUGGGGAAGGGCCCCCCAAGCCAGGGCAGCGUCGUGACCAACCUGCUUGUAGGUACUCAAGGAUACGGGCAAGCCGGAGGGGCAGGAGGGGCUGGAGUCCCAGUGACGGUGUUGCCUCCUGGUGCCAUUACCCAGCAGCCCUCCGUGCAGUUCAUCACCCAGAAUCCACCUGGGCAGAAUGGUCCAGUGCCCCUCAGCAUCCUGCAGCCUCAAAGCAUCCUGUCGGGGGCAGCGGGCAAGGCUGGCGGCAUCACUCAGGUGCAGUACAUCCUGCCCACGUUGCCUCAGCAGCUGCAGGUGGCUGGAGGGAAGGUGCCGGCAGGAGCAGGCGCCCCCGGAGCCACUAGCAUCCACUUCACUCUGCCUCCAGCCAAUGGGAAGGUGAUCACCACACCUCAAGCCAUCCCCAUCAUCCAGCCUGCCCCAGGAAGCAGCAACAGCAGCGUCACUGUCAUGUCCUCAUCGCCCAAAGUUCAGUCAGUGUCUCCGGUACAGGUUCCCUCUCCUGGCAGUUCCACCCACCUUGUGUCUGGACAGGUGAUGCCUCCUGCAGGGCUCCAGGUGCAAGGCAAAGUCCUGGUGCCCAUGGCAGCCCCCCAAGUGACAGUGAGGACCACCACCACCGCCCAACUUCCUUUGGUGACUCAGCCUUUCCCAGUUCCAGUGCAAAAUGGGAGCCAGCCAGCCAGUAAGAUCAUCCAGCUCACUCCAGUGCCAGUGGUCCAGCCCCAGCCGUCUUCGCAAAGCACCGCCACCCUGGUCCCCCCGCUCAGCCCAGCUGCUCUCCAGGGCACUGUAGCUACCGCAGUGGUGGGCUCUCCGAGCCAAACCCAGAAAGUCCUCUUGCCCUCCUCCUCCACCAGGAUCACCUAUGUGCAGUCGGCAGCUGGGCACCCUCUGUCCCUGGGCAACUCGGCCUCCCAUUCACAGCCCAGCGGCCCCCCGACCGCAUCUGCCACCACCUACGUCCAGUCCCCAGUGGGCCCUGCCCCCAUGGCACUGGGUUUUACAACUAUCGGGCCAAACGGGCAGGCCAUAGUGCAGCCACUGCUCUCGGGUCAGAGCCCUCUCUUGGCUCCAGGGCAAGUGGGCAUGUCCCCCCUUCAGAGCCCCCAGCUCCCAGCUUCCUGCGCUGGACAAGGGCAGGUGAUCACUGCCAUCUACCCCAGCCCCACUGGGACCAGUCCUGCUCAGCCAGCCAGUCACAGUGUGGUCUACACGGUGGCAGCCACAAGCACAGCCACUGUCUCCUCUCCCACAGCUAUCCUGCCCAAGGCGGGAGGCAGCAGCAGCAGCACUCAGAGCCUUGGGGGUUCCAGCCAGGGACUGAUUUCCACAGCCACCCAGGUCGUUCCUUCAGCAACUGCCCGACCUCAGCGGCCACCGCUCAAGCCACCUCAGAAGGUGAAAGCUGCCAUCGCCAGCAUCCCUGUUGGCUCUUACGAGUCGGCCCCCUCGCCAGGUUCAGUUCGGCCUCCUGUGGGACAGCAGCAGGAAUCUGGGGGCGCGCGAUACCAUCGGGAGGCUGAAGCCAUGGAGCGGGCUUCACGGGAGACGGGACCCCAAGAGCCCCCCUCUUCUCCUGCAUGUCGGGGUACUGAACAGAGCCCAGCCAAAGCCCAGGAGUUGAAGCGGGAUUCUUGGGAGCCAGUGUCACCCCCGUCACCCCAGCAGCCGCAAGUGACCGAGACAGUAACCACAGAAGUCUGGAGUCAGCGGGAAACAGCAGCAGGGCCCAGUGAAGAGAGGACGGUCCGUGACCCUCAGCCUGUCCCUCCGCUGGGCAGCAAAGGCCCCGAGACGGCCCUGAAAUUCCCCACUUCUCCCGACUGGAGGACGGCGGGUCCUGAGGGCCGCUCCGAAGCUUCAGCACCAUCCACAGGCCCAUCGUCCUCACUCAGCCCUGGCCCUUCAAACUCCGGGGAGGGCUCUAGAGGCGGCGCUUCUGCAACAGCAACAGCCUCGACAUCUGAAGGGCCCGAGCCAAAGGAGGGACCACCAGGGAAAAAAGUGAAGGUUCGGCCUCCUCCGCUGAAGAAAACUUUUGACUCGGUUGACAACAGGGUUCUGUCAGAGGUGGAUUUCGAGGAGCGCUUUGCUGAGCUGCCUGAAUUCAAGCCUGAGGAGGUGCUGCCCUCGCCCACUCUGCAGUCGCUUGCCACCUCACCCCGUGCCAUCCUGGGCAGUUACCGUAAAAAGCGCAAGAACUCCACUGACCUGGACUCCUCCACCGAGGACCCCAUCUCCCCCAAGCGGAAGAUGCGGCGUCGCUCCAGCUGCAGUUCAGAGCCCAACACUCCCAAGAGCGCCAAGUGCGAAGGAGACAUCUUCACCUUCGACAAAACCGGCACAGACUCGGAUGACGUACUUGGUGAGCUGGAGUACGAGAAGGUGCCGUACUCGUCGCUCCGACGCACCUUGGACCAGAGGAGGGCUUUGGUCAUGCAGCUCUUCCAGGAUCAUGGCUUCUUCCCUUCAGCCCAGGCUACCGCAGCUUUCCAAGCCCGCUACUCCGACAUCUUCCCUACCAAAGUCUGCUUGCAGCUCAAGAUCCGGGAAGUGAGACAGAAGAUUAUGCAAGCAGCCACCCCGACGGAGCAGGCGCCAAGCACACCAGAGCCCGGAGGCCCCGCCGGCCAGGGCAGCACCGCAGAGGGGCAGCCUUUGGAGCUGUCCCUCCCGCAGGACUCGGCACAAGGAGCGGAGGCCGCCGCCGCUGCCACCCCAACCGCCACCCCGUCUACCACGGCAGCUGGUUGGGACUGUAACCAGCAAUCUUCUCCAGGGGGCGGCGGCGGCGGCAGCGGCAACACCAGCAGCAGAUGAAUGCCUCCGAACAGCUAAGCGAGAUAAACAGCCUUGUGGAUGGGGGAACUCGGAGCUCUGCCCCCAUCCCUCCUCCCCACUCAUGCCCUUCCCCUGCUAAUGUCACCGCUCCCCCUGCCACUGGGACUGAAAGGGGAGGCCGCUGCCCACGCCGACUCUUCCUCUGCUCCCUUCUUGCACUCCUGUCCAGCCGUUCUAAUCCGAAAGGGAAGGGCUUGUGGACUCCUGCGGGUUCCUCUGCACCCCCCCUCCUCCCGAGGACUCAGUGGAGGUGCUGAAAUAUCAACCAUUCCAGGACACAGACUUUGCCCUUGUUGGGGAGGGGGGUACCAAGGGCCAUCAGCAACAAACAUCUGUAAAGUGACGGCUUCUACUUUCAAACCCCCCCCCCUCCUGCCCUUUUAACAAUGUUAAAUAUUUUGAGAUCCCACAUACUCAUCGCUUCUGUGUCAGUAACUGGGGCGGAAAGGAGGGUCCUUCCCACCCGCUGCUGCAGUGGGUGGGCGAGGGACUGUUUACAGCCCUCCCUCCUGGGCAGGGUCUUGCUGGGGUCACUCGGACAGCUGGGUCACUGGAGGAAGAAUAGGAAAGCACAUCCAGACUGCUGCCAGGGUCAGUUGGGCUUUGGAGACGACACCUGUCCCUCUGUCUGGUCAAGGUUCUGCUUUGAUGAGGAGAGGGGAAGGGGGGGCGUUGUUUGGGGGAGAGACGUUGUGUGUGCAGCGCAGCCGAAAUCUGGAUAGGAGACGAGAGGGGGUCUUGGGGCAGGGGGGCUGGCCCAGCACGGAUUGCGUAAGAACCAAGAGGGCGGGUGCUGGUGGAUGGAGGCUCCCCCUCCCCCACGUGUGAGUGCCCUGGUGGCCGCGGCCACAUGUUGACCAUGUGUAGCCCCUUCUGUAUUGGGGUGGCCCCACCUCACAUACUAUUAAAGCUCUUUAACAAUC
Elgaria multicarinata webbii is the source of this 8632-nucleotide messenger RNA. RefSeq names its product capicua transcriptional repressor (gene CIC). Gene Ontology annotation, biological process: regulation of transcription by RNA polymerase II. The record is from RefSeq and is a predicted model, not a curated record. The transcript is spliced from 21 exons. NCBI's taxonomy places the organism in Eukaryota, Metazoa, Chordata, Lepidosauria, Squamata, Anguidae. Gene Ontology annotation, molecular function: RNA polymerase II transcription regulatory region sequence-specific DNA binding; DNA-binding transcription factor activity, RNA polymerase II-specific. Bases 141 to 7688 code for a protein of 2515 amino acids. Gene Ontology annotation, cellular component: nucleus.